AGAGGUAGCUUGGUUAAUGUUUCUGGAGAAUCUUAUGGAAGACAAGCAAUUGAAUUUUAACCAACCACUUCUUUCUGUGAGGCGCGUCUCGUCAACAGUGGCCUCAGAAAAAGAUGUUAAAAGGAAAACACGUAAUCCCCACUGCAAUAUACCUCCUGUUCCUUCUUACGAAUCAGAGUUGAAAUCAGGUCCAGUGACCAACCCAGGUGUUGUUCCAUUUAUCUGGGAACAGACCCCUGGAAGACCAAAGGAUGAAAGCAAACCACAAACUCAUGCUAUUGAUCGACCUCCCAUUGUCCCAAAGCUCCCUCCUGGGAGGAUUUUGACAGCUAAACAAUGGCAUUCUGAUAAUGUUCCCGAAGAUGAAAGGGUCACCAAGCAUCAAGGAGGAAAAGUACCUUCUGGUUCACAGCGCGUUCCAUCUUUGGAUGAAAAUGUAACUAAACUGGAAAGUUCCACAGAUAUAAUGGAGGCGAAGGAAAGCUCUGAGUCAGGGGAUGAUGAGGAAACAUAUUUAGAUGCACGUGAUACACUAUCACGAACUGAAUCAUUCUUCUUGAACUGUAGUGUAAGUGGUUUAAGUGGAUACGAUGGUCCAGAUGUUAAACCAUCUGGAACUUUUUCGACUGAUCCACAAACUCGAGACUUUAUGAUGGGACGGUUUCUACCCGCAGCCAAGGCAAUGGCUUCAGAAACACCUCAAUAUGCUCCCAGGAAACCUUUGGUUUGGGAGCAACCAAGACAGGUGAAGAAGCUAACCACUGGGAAUAAGCCCACUCAACUUCGAUACGGGCCUAACAUUUUACCACACUAUGCCCAAGAUAAUGAGGAAGAAGAAAGUGAUGAUGGCUAUGAUGACCAUGCAAAAUUAUCAGCCAAAGUUUGUGGGUUAGUACCCCGGUUUUGCUUAAAAGGUUCAUUUGGCCUAUUAAAUCAAGUACCAGGGAUGAGUGUGAGGACCCGCGUACCCAUGUCUCCUGUCAGUAGAACACAUCCUCGAUCUUCAUCAUCUGGUUCUUAUGGUGAAACUGAGAAUGAGCACACCAGGGUUACUAUUUACGAGCAAAGAUCAGUCGAUGGACUUGAAACAACUGUGUUGCUGGAAGAUCAGAACAUCUUGAAGAACGAGUCUGACCAAAUUGCUUACCAGAAAAAUUCUCAAAAAUUGGAUGGAUCAUCCCUGUACAGGCGUUUGCAGGGUAGUGGCUUGUCACCCCACUGUGAUGAGUUACCUCAAUCCCCCUUUCUUGGCGUUCCCAGAGAAGCACGUAAUACUGCAGUCAGUGGUCUGAGUUCACAUAACAAAGACCGUAACUUUCGGGAAUUAUUGGCUGAUAGGAGCAUCAAUCAAGAAACAGACUCGGCAAGUCCUACGGUUGAGAAAACCCUUUAUGUAGAUAUUGUACAUAAGGUGGAAUCUCCAAAUUUGGAUUUAUGUUCUUCGCACAUGAAAGAGCUUCCCAGUUUGAGAGAAAAUGACUUUGAGAUUCUUUCAAACAGUAAGGGAAUGGAAGAAACUCAGUCAGCAGAUUCAUCAGUUAGGGAUAUUGAGAACUUGACUAUUGUGCAUGAACAGUCAACAACACAUCCCAAAUUUCAGAAAUCUGCUGAUCUGCUAUCUUCCGCUGACAAAUUAGAUCAGGAAGCGGUAAUGGAACUGGAGGUUUUCAAACCAGCUCAAGACCUCUGCCAGGUUUCAAUUACCUCAGAGAAUUUCAAAGUACCUCGCAGUGUAAACCCAGAUUUUGAAGUUCAGCACCCUCAGAAAGAUGACAUAUUUGAAAACUCUUAUGGAAGCUACUCAGAAUUUCCUGCGCCCCCACCUUUACCAAAAUCUCCAUCAGAUUCUUGGCUUUGGCGUACUUUGCCUUCCAUGUCCUCAAAAAAGUUAAACCAGGCUAACAAGAGAUUGUCUGUUGAUCCCAAGUGGGAAACAACAGUUAAAACUACCAAGGUGCAAAACCAGCAUGUACGAUUUUCUGAGGUAAGCUAAUUCAUUCCUUAUCUCUACAAGGGCGAAAACUGAGCUGCACUCACAAUUAUACCCAUUCUGGCAGGAACUAAGGGCGCCUAUACCAGAAACUCCAUAGAAGCCUCUUCUAUAAUGAAAUCUUUCAUCGCAUCCAUAUGCUAUGGCUAGCAAAUCCAUUUCUUCAACGGGGGUGAGAACUAUGGGGCUUCCAUUUUUUCCCUCCUGAAGAAGUGAGGUGAGAUUUGAAUGGGAUAUACUUGUUAUGGUGGCAUCCUCGUCUCAAAGUUGAAGAGUCCACAGAUACGAACGCCUGCUCAGCCAAUUAGCUAUGACUUACACAGCCAAGAUGCCAAUUUCAAUCUCAAAAGUGGUUAAAUCAUAGAUUGAAGCAUUUGCAGUGAAGGCAAACAAAUGUGUAACUUUAAAUGGCGUAUUCAAAUAGUCGUCAUGUUGAACAAAAUGGAUUUGUUUGAUUGGCUAAGAAGCUAACAAUCUCUAGGCACGACUUGGGAUUGAGUCUCACCAGUCCUUCUCCUUUCCUUUCGCAAGAGGGUAUAUAAAAAACCCCUCGUCAUUUUCUGUAGUUGAAAUGGUUUU
Messenger RNA from Ilex paraguariensis (yerba mate), 2569 nucleotides. Lineage: Eukaryota; Viridiplantae; Streptophyta; Magnoliopsida; Aquifoliales; Aquifoliaceae. The record is from the annotation of a GenBank genome assembly.